AUGGUGCAGACCUUGAUGCCCCACUCCUUGCCAAAUGCUCAGACACUCGUCUCGCCGCAUCAUGCCGCCUCCUUCAAACUCGGGCCGGCCCUGGACUACCUCGCCAUCCGUGAUGAGCUCGCAGAUGACGCCGACUGGCUGCUUGCCGGCCAAUCUGCAGAGAUCCACGGCGGCCUCUGUGUGUCCUCUGCGCACGCGGACGCCGCCGUCGCGCGCCUGCAGUGGCAGUACGUGGCCUGGUCUCCGGAAGCUUGUGGCCUUUGA
This is a messenger RNA of Parastagonospora nodorum SN15, 264 nucleotides long. RefSeq lists its product as hypothetical. The record is from RefSeq and is a predicted model, not a curated record. The transcript has a single exon. Lineage: Eukaryota; Fungi; Ascomycota; Dothideomycetes; Pleosporales; Phaeosphaeriaceae. The coding region runs from base 1 to 264 and encodes 87 amino acids.